CAACGAACGGACACGUGGCCAUUUUACAAGGAGCACGAAUAAACCACCAAUGCUAUGACAUGAUUUCAAGAUACGACAAACGUCAUGAACGUAAGAAAGCACAACUCACUCCCGCGACGGUACAAAACGACGAAACCAAGAAGCAGAUCGACUCCUUGAGCAAAACAAUCGACAGCCUGCAAAAACGUCAAAAGCAGAUCGUGACAACCAGAGGAAAGGUCCAAAAGGAGAUGAGAAUUUUGAAGGACCAAUUCUAUCAUAACCGUUCUGAUGAAAAUCAUACAAGUUGGCAAGGCAAGAAGGCUGCGGUUCGUAGGGAGAAUUAUGCUCUUCUGGAAUGCAGGAAAACUUUACGCAAGGCAAAGAACAAGCGUUAUCUAUUGCAACGACAGUUACAGCAUGCCGUAACUUUUUCCGGAACGGAUUACGGACUCAAGACAAUGUCAGUGACAGUGCCAUUGAAUGUGCCGACCAUCAGCAGGCAUUUGCGCCUAUAUAACAGAUAUGCUUGCCUCGAAUCUUGCGCCGAUGUCGAAACAGAAGAUGCUCUCAGUGAUUCUGAACUGCUGCUUCCGAAACCAAUUAAAAGCAGUGCCAAACAUAUCGAAGAAGUAUCGUUUUCCAGAAGGCACCGAAGAAGACGUGAGAAGUUGAAGAAGAUGUCUUCUUCGAUCGAAAAGCGCUGAGAAAUUGUUAAGCCAAAACCCGAUCUGGAGUGCUUGGACGCAGGAGGAAGCAUUGAGUAGCUUCAAGGUAUGUAGAGAUUCUUGAAUCAAGUGGAUGCACUGAAGUCACACUGGUUAUAGUUGCAAAUGGAUACAGGUGAUG
Radiomyces spectabilis is the source of this 828-nucleotide messenger RNA. RefSeq lists its product as uncharacterized. NCBI's taxonomy places the organism in Eukaryota, Fungi, Mucoromycota, Mucoromycetes, Mucorales, Radiomycetaceae. Bases 60 to 686 code for a protein of 208 amino acids. The transcript is spliced from 3 exons. The record is from RefSeq and is a predicted model, not a curated record.